AUGAGUUUUCAAAGAUCAGAAAGACGAAAGUCAAUGGCUGAACGUAGACCAUCAACAACAUAUACACCACCAGUUAUUCCACAUCUAGCCGGAUUGGAGAAACCUCAAGACCAAUAUUUAAAAAUGGAUAAUUGUGACGUAUUAAUCAUAGGUACAGGAUUACAAGAAAGUAUAUUAGCAGCUUCUUUAUCAUGGCAAAAUACUCAAGUAUUACAUAUAGAUAAUAAACCAUAUUAUGGAGAUUCAACUUCAACAAUGACAAUCGAACAAUUGAAAAAAUGGUGUGCAGAUGUAAAUACAAAUAAAAUUCCACAUUUUCAAGAAGCUCAAAUAUAUAUACCUGGAGGUAAAUUAAAUAAUCAAUUUCAUUCAAAAGAUUAUGGUAUUGAUUUAACACCAAAGAUAAUGUUUUGUCAAUCAGAUUUAUUAAGUUUAUUAGUAAAAUCAAGAGUUUAUAGAUAUUUGGAAUUUCAAUCAUUAUCGAAUUUCCAUGUUUUUGAAAAUGAUGAUUUCCAGCAAAAGAUUAAUUCAACUACAAAACAAGAUAUUUUCAUUGAUAAGUCCUUAAGUUUAAUAACUAAAAGAAAUUUGAUGAAGUUUUUAAAAUUUAUUUUGAUGGAUCCAGAUUAUAAGUCAAAAAUCUCAAAACCUAAUCAACCAAUACAACAAUUUUUAAAAGAAGAAUUUAAAUUGGAAGAUCCUCAAAUAAAUGAGUUAGUAUAUUCAAUUGGAUUAUCAUAUAAAGAACAAAUAAGCACUAAGGAAGCACUUAUAAAAAUCAAAAGAUUUCUUUCAUCAUUUGAUGUUUAUGGUAAAUUCCCAUGUAUGGUAUCAAAAUAUGGUGGGCCAGGUGAAUUAGCACAAGGAUUUUGUCGAAGUGCAGCAGUUGCAGGUACAACUUAUAAAUUAAACACUAGUCUAGUUGAUUUUGAUCCGGUAUCAAAAAUCGCUCAUUUUGAUGAUGGGUCCCACAUUAAAAUUAAUGAAAAAAUAAUAGUUUCACCAACACAAUUACCAAAAUUUUUGAGUUCAAGUUAUAGUCAAAUAACGGAUCAAUUAAAACCUCAUUAUGUAACAAGAUUAGUCACAGUUGUUAGACGUGACUGUAAAGAAUGGAUGUCACCUAACGAAUCACUGGCAAUAGUUGUAUUUCCACCACAUUCUUUACCAACAGAUAAUGAGUAUUCAGUACAAGUAAUGAUCCAAAAUGGUAAUUCCGGGGUCUGUCCUGAAAAUCAAUCCAUAUGGUUUAGUCAAACUGUUGAACAGGAUUUAAGCCGUGCUAAAAGAGAUUUAGAAUCAGCUUAUUCAAAAAUGGAAGCAUCACUAUUAAGAGAAACUUCAAAUGAUAUAGAUGAUCUAUUGGAUGAAACCGAUUUUAUAUUGAAUCAACAAGGAACUCCAGUAUUAGCCAACUCAUUCAAAUUAGGUUCACAUUUACAAAAUUUUGUACCAAAUGAAAAACUUGAAGUUGUUUGUAAACUAGGAUAUGUUGAAAAGACAUUUAUAUCAAAUGAUUUAUCAAAUAUUUUUAAACCAACUAAAGAAAAUAACAUUGUUUUGAAAGAUGUGCCGGAUGCACAAGAUCAAAUUAUUUUCACAAAUACUCCAAGUGCGGAAUUAUCUUAUGAUGGUAUAAUAACUGAUGUCAAAUCAAUAUAUCAAAGAGUAACGGGCACUAGCGAAGAUUUUUUCGAUGUUGAUUUUGAAGAUGAAGAAGAUGAAUAUGAUAGAAAUAAUCAACCAAUAAUUCCACAAAAGAGAUCUUCAGUAAUUGGUGGAAUUGUCGGUGGAGGUUCAGGUACAAGUUUAGCGGCCUUAAGAGAACAACAUAAUGAGAACAUGAGUGAUAAUGCAAUAGAUAGUGAUGAUGAAUUAAGUGGUGCUUUUGGUGCUGAAGAAAUGGAGCUAUAA
This is a messenger RNA of Lodderomyces jiufengensis, 1914 nucleotides long. RefSeq names its product GTPase-activating protein. Lineage: Eukaryota; Fungi; Ascomycota; Pichiomycetes; Serinales; Debaryomycetaceae. Gene Ontology annotation, biological process: vesicle-mediated transport; small GTPase-mediated signal transduction; protein geranylgeranylation. The transcript has a single exon. The record is from RefSeq and is a predicted model, not a curated record. Gene Ontology annotation, cellular component: nucleus; Rab-protein geranylgeranyltransferase complex; cytosol. Bases 1 to 1914 code for a protein of 637 amino acids. Gene Ontology annotation, molecular function: GDP-dissociation inhibitor activity.